Messenger RNA from Gilbertella persicaria, 903 nucleotides. RefSeq lists its product as uncharacterized. The record is from RefSeq and is a predicted model, not a curated record. Lineage: Eukaryota; Fungi; Mucoromycota; Mucoromycetes; Mucorales; Choanephoraceae. The annotation marks the transcript as partial. The transcript has a single exon.
AAAAAUGUCUCUUUUCUUUUCUAUACAAAGAGCAUCAAUUCAUUCAAGCCGUAUUCUUGCAACAGAAUGGACAAAAGCUUCACUUCGAAGAAUGAAAAAGCCCGAAUUGAUCAACCUGGCAAAAGAAAAUCAUUUGGAUGUAUCGGGAACAAAGAAUGAUAUCAUCAUUAAGCUAUUGACUCAUCAGACAGCUAAAGUAGUCGGCAGCACAGCCCCUUCUAUUAGUAGUAUUCAACGUGUAGCCGAACAAAAGAAACAACAUGAUAGUCCAAACUCAGACACACAGUACAAGAAUAUAGGAAGUAUAAUAGAGCAAGAUUCUAGCCAGCCAAGCGAGCCUCAUCCUCUUAGCGACGCUGUUAGCAAAACAAUAAAACAGCAAGAUGAUGACAAGAUGAAUCAAGAUUGGGUUAAUGCUUUUGACAUGAAGGUAGCACAAAGAAGAAGCAAUCGAAAGCUCUUUUCAGCUCCAAACCAACCAAGCAGACCUCAUCCUCUUGAUGAUGCUAUCAAGCCAAAGAUGAAGCCAAAGGCAGUCCCAGAGAUAGUAGUCAAUCACUCAAAAGAAAAGAACAUCAAAGCACCUAUUUUAACUUCUUCCUCAGAAACUAUAGACAUAAAUGAACUUGAAGGCAUAGAUCCUCGAUGGGUAGAAGCAUUUGAGCUAAAAGUUGGCUCUAGAGAUAAAAAACAUAAAAUCAAGGAUACUUUAUCACCACCGCCACCAACACCAGCAAAUGAAUUUGACAUGGUAGAUCCUGUUACUGCUCCUUCAGAUAAACACACACAUGUAAACAAAGAUACCAGCAGCAAAGGAAAAUGGACAAAUGUAGCUAUUGGCACAGGUAUGCUGAUCUGGUACUUUGGCGGCGAAGAAGGGUUUAGUAAAAUAUGGAAGUUUUU